Molecule: messenger RNA, 720 nt
Organism: Rotaria sp. Silwood2
Lineage: Eukaryota; Metazoa; Rotifera; Eurotatoria; Philodinida; Philodinidae
Source: the annotation of a GenBank genome assembly
AUGCAGUCUGAGAAACGUGGUACAUUACAAUGCUAUUUUCUUUCUUGUAACAAAAAAUCACAUAUUCAUGAACAAGAAAUUGAACCGAGCAUAGUCAUUCCACCUUCUUUAUCAACACCUGAAAUUCAAGAUCUUUCUUGUUCUUCUUCGUUGACUAGCGACCAAAAUUUAUCUGAUUGCUUUGUUCAUGAUUCGACAUCUUCGCUCAACUUAUCUUCUUUAAAUGAAAACUCUUAUGGAAAAUCUAUUCCAAAUGAUAUCAGUAAUUCAUGUAAUGAUGCUCCAGUUCAAACAAAACUAACAAAUUAUCCAGUUAAUCAACAAAAUCGCUCACUUCAAUCGAACUGGUUUAAUGAUAGAAUAUGGUUGGAAUAUUCAGUAAAAAAUUAUGCAUGUUAUUGCUAUUAUUGCCGUCAUUUCUCUUCGAAUCAAUUAAACGCCGAUGAUGCUUUUACGAGUAAAGGAUUUAAUAAUUGGAAGAAGGCGUUGGACAAGACUGUUGGUUUGAUUAAACAUGUAUCAUAUCAAGCACAUAUUGUUUCAACAAAAAACUAUCUAUCAUACAAACAACAACAAGCAGCAAAUUCCCAUGUUCUGAAAAAAUUGGACUCAUGUCGUGCAAUUCAGAUUCGUAAAAUUCGUGAUGGGUAUGAGAUCACGGGAACUAUUCAAAUAGUUCUUGUGAUGGGAUCUGAUCUUACUCCAACAGAUCACUUCUAA